Molecule: messenger RNA, 1426 nt
Organism: Dendroctonus ponderosae (mountain pine beetle)
Lineage: Eukaryota; Metazoa; Arthropoda; Insecta; Coleoptera; Curculionidae
Product: fatty-acid amide hydrolase 2
Source: RefSeq, a predicted model, not a curated record
GCGUACCUAUAACCAUUAAGGGAAGCCUUGCUGUUAAGGGUCUAAAACAUACUGGCGGAUCAGUUAUUAGAAAAGAUCACAAAGCCGAAUUGGAUGCGGAUGUAGUUUCUCUGGUGCGAAAAGCAGGCGCAAUUCCUCUGUUAGUAUCAAAUACCCCUGAGUUAUGCAUGAGUUUAGAAACCACUAAUAAACUUAUUGGAACUACUAAGAAUCCGCAUGACACCACCAGAACAUGCGGAGGAUCUUCCGGUGGAGAAGCAAGUCUUUUAGCAGCUGGAGCAUCUGUUAUUGGAAUAGGAUCAGAUGUAGCUGGAUCCUUAAGGCUUCCAGCCCAUUAUUGCGGAAUAUGGGGCCAUAAACCUACUCCAGGGACAGUGUCUUCCACUGGUCAUUAUCCCUCAUGCAACCAAUACGAAGAAUGGACGCGUGCGUUUACUGUGGGCCCGAUGGUUCGAUAUGCAACUGAUCUUAAAACUUUCUUGCGAGUUAUUGCCAAACCUGAACAGGUGGAGAAAUUGGAUUUAGAUGGAAAGCCGAAUUGUCGAAAACCACGCAAGAAACAUUUUGAUGUAAAAUUUGGGAAAGCGAGUUCUACUCCGGCCAAUAAAGUCUCGAUUUGCACAGUCAAAUUACUUGUGUCCUAUAUUUUAUACGUUGAUUUAAAAAAAAUCAAAAUAUACUAUUCUGAGCAUGAGGAUUAUUAUUGGCGAACACCAAAUCAACACUGCCGGAAUGCGGUCAACAAAGUAGUCGAUCAUUUAAGAAACGUGUGUGGUUCCGAGCCUCAAAAGAUAGACGCUCAUUUUUCUCAAAACGUUCCAGAUCUUUCUGCUAUAGAUCUGUUAAGUAUAGAAGGUAUUGAAGAUUGUUUUGAUGGAAAUGGUAAUGGAGCUUUAACGGAACUCAUGAAAUACGCGACUUUUAGAUCGCAGCAUACGUUUAUGCUGAUCAUGUGUGGAGUGCUUCGUAAAACACUGAUAAAUUCCCCGCAGAAAAGUAGGGAUAAAGUGAAAAAUAUAGUGAACAAAGUAAGAAAAGCAUUUGAUAGCAUGUUAGGAGAAGACGAUAUAUUGAUUGUACCGAGUUUUCCAACUGAAGCUCAAAAACAUGGAGAUGUUUUAAGAUCGAUCAUCUGUAUUGGUUAUUUGUCGAUAUUCAAUUUGUUGGGGUAUCCAGUUACGAAUUGUCCUGUAGGUGUUACUUCUGAUGGUCUACCAGUUGGAGUUCAAAUUGUUUCUCGACCAUACGGAGAUAAAAUCACAUUGACACUGGCUGAGGAAUUAGAAGCAUCAUUUGGUGGCUGGAUAGAACCCAGUGAUAUUUAAGAAUUCUUCUAAUGUGACUAAAAUCAACCACUGAGUAAAAAACUUUUGUUAUGGAAUCCUAUGGUUAAUAUUGUUAUUUAUCAUUAAAUAUUUUUGCAAUC